This is a messenger RNA of Motacilla alba alba, 2879 nucleotides long. It is a transcript of the gene ZDHHC12, whose product is annotated as zinc finger DHHC-type palmitoyltransferase 12. Gene Ontology annotation, biological process: peptidyl-L-cysteine S-palmitoylation; protein targeting to membrane. The transcript is spliced from 4 exons. The record is from RefSeq and is a predicted model, not a curated record. Gene Ontology annotation, cellular component: Golgi apparatus; endoplasmic reticulum. Lineage: Eukaryota; Metazoa; Chordata; Aves; Passeriformes; Motacillidae. Gene Ontology annotation, molecular function: protein-cysteine S-palmitoyltransferase activity. The coding region runs from base 494 to 1192 and encodes 232 amino acids.
UAAACGCAGAGCAGCACCUCGGGAACCAGCCCGAGGAGCCUUUGAACGGCACCUGCUGCCUGCCCAUCACUGCCCGACCCUUCCCCAGCCCGGCCCACCCAGCAGCGCCUGCCCCGGUGUAACGGAGGCUCUCAACAGCCUGCCCAGCGCUGCACCCCAGAGCUGGGCUGAGGGCGGGAGGACACGCGGGAAGGGCCCAGGGAAAACACUCUCCUCGAGGAAAGGCCCCGCCGGGCACAACAACACCGGGGCGGUGUGGGGGACAACAGGAGCCAGGGACCCCGGCUCAGGGCGUUUGCCGAGCCCCAGACGGCAGAACCCGGCCCGCUCCUGGAGUGGCACCAGCCCCGCAGCCCGGCGGAGCCUCCCCCGCAGGGCUGGGCCGCCCUGGCUCCGCCUCGGGGCGCUGCCCGUGUCCCGUCCGGCCCUGCCGGCGCUGCCCGGAGGCCUUCCGGGCCCGGCGGAGCCCCGGAGCCGGGGAAGGCGGGGGGCCAUGGGCCCCGGCGGGCGCUGGGUGCGGGCGGCGCACACGGCCCUCAGCGCGGCGCUGCUGCUCGGGCUCCUCCUGCACCGCACGGAUCUGCAAAAGCAAGAGGAGCGCGGGGAGCUGCUUCAGCCGCUGAUCUUCGUUUUGCUGGUUUUAUGCUCGAUCCUGCUGUACUUCAAGGUGUCUCUCAUGGAUCCGGGUUUUGUUAAGCCUGAAGAGGAAGUGAAGCAACCCAUGCGAGCCAAGCACUGCCAGCUGUGCCAGCACUGCGUGCGGCGCUACGACCAUCACUGCCCCUGGCUUGAGAACUGUGUAGGAGAAAGGAAUCACCCCCUCUUCAUAGUCUACCUGAGCGUGCAGCUUGUGGUUCUGCUGUGGGGAGGCCAUGUAGCUUGGUCAGGCCUCUACUUUGAACAAUCCCGGGAGUGGCUGCAGCACAACAUUUUCCUCCUAGUGUCCUUCCUCCUGAUAUUCAUAUUCACCAUUGUGGUCCUGCUGCUGCUUGUUUCCCACCUGUACCUGAUCUCAUGCAACACCACGACCUGGGAGUUCAUGUCUCACCACCGCAUCUCCUACCUGCGGCACUCCGAGCUGGAGAACCCCUUUGACCAAGGGAUAAUCCUUAAUCUCUGGAGAUUCUUCUGUUCACGCCACCUCACUGCAUGGGAGAACAUCUAUUUUCACAAGAACAGUGAGCCUGUCUAGUCCCAGUGUGCCAACACGCCUGGCAGGCUGCUGAGUACAGCUUUGCUAAUGCAAUGGCUGCUGUUGCCUUGCACUGAACUUUCACACAUCAUGGACUAUGCAACCUGCUCCACAACCUGUUCAUCUGCAAACUACAUUUCAGGGAUAGUCAGGGUUAUUUUUUAUAUAUAAACAACACUGUUAAAGGCAAGAAUACAGUUCUGGGAGCUGAUUUCCAGACUGAGCAAGGUAUCUCUCUAAAUUUAUUUCCUUUUGUUAAGUGUAUCCACAUCUCUCCAAAAGAAAUGCAAGAUUAAUGUGACUAUUCGUGUUCACUUCUCUUCUCCAAGGUCUCCCUUGCCUUUUGCUGCUAGGGAACAGCAGCAAUUACACAUAAAACCAACCAGGAUCAGUGUAAUUCCUGUGGCCUUUUUUCAGCCAAGUUCUGACUGUGAGAAUUGCAGUGCCUUUUGGCAGUAGCAUCAGGCAUGUAAGAGAAAUAUUUGAGUAAAUAUUUAGAGAGUCAAAAGCAAAUUUUAUUUUGUCCACAUGCCUCAACUUAAUGCUUUCCAUGAAGACUUAAGGCUUAAUACUGUUAAUGUGCAUAAGAAAGAGCUGUAAGACAUCCAAUUAAUCUUAUGUGAUAAUUAAUCUAUAUUUUGUGAUGCCCUGAGCAGCUUCCCCACAGCUUUUUAAGUUGAUGAUGCUGCUAACAAUUCACUGUUUUGAAUCAAGUCAGUGAAGAAUGAUAGCAUCACUUUUCUUUGGACAGAAAAGUAAUCCUUGGCUACUGAGUUAUUUCUGCAGAUAACAUGCUCAGGCCUUUGCUGUAGCUUGCUGCAGGGAGAGAAGCAGAGAGGAGCAGAGGUGGGUACUUCCUGCCUAACUAAAGUAACACUGUUGGUAAAACUACUACUACCUCAACUCACUAGUGAAAUUUUAAUAAAAUAAUACAAUUUCAAUGCAAGAGAAAAGCUGCCAGGUCCUGAGAUGAGAGAUGCUGACAGCUUUCAGGACAGCAGCAAGAGGAUCUGUUUUCCAUUGAAAUAAAAGGUCAUACUUUAGAUUUCCAUGGGGAACUAAAAGGAAGUUUGGGAUGAUCGAUCUUAGCUUUAAAACAAAAAAGGCUGUGGUGUAAAUUUCAGUCCUGACCCUUUUCUGUUAAAACAAAAACAAACAAAACAAGCAAAACCACCACAACAAAAUGUUAGUUAAAAUUAUCUUGUGCCUUAAUUGUCUUGGCUCAGGAAUUAACACCAACUCAGAAGCACUCAGGGUUUAAAGUUGAUGAACACUCAUGAAAAAAAUAGUGUAGUUACUAACAUAGUAUGACAGUCCAAAAGCAAUUUAAAUGCAGCAAAAGAUCCUUUUUUUGACCAGCUCCAGAGUUUGUAAUCUGUGCAGUCUGCUUUGUUCAGGGUAGAAGCUUUAUCGGAGGGAUAUCAGAAUGCUAAGGAUGGUUUUUGUAAAGCUUGUUUUUGUAAAGAAGUGUACACCAUUCAGAAGUAUUCUGCAGUUUGCUUGUGUUGCUGUGGUACCUGCUAAAGAGUGGAUCAUGUGUCACACUGCAGUUCCUGGUUCUUCAGGUAUCAGUCAAGUGAAAGUUUAUCAGCAAGUACAACAGCUCAAAGCAGUAUUGCUCUGUCUGGUAUUUCUUUAAAAUACACAUGGGUGUUAAUUUACCCUUUUUUUUUUUUUUUUUUUACUC